ACGAUGAAGGUGAAGUGGAACAUGCUGGGCAUGGUUGUCUUCUUCCUGCUGUCUGUGGUGAUGACCUGCUGCUUCAUAUGGCAGUACAGGAUGCCAAAGCUCAAGACAGAAGUAGUUGUGGAGCGACAGGCAGCAGAGGAGAUGUGCCCUCUGUUCCCCGACCCCGUGCCCCUCAAACACCCCAUCACGUCUCUGAGGGUGGCCUUAGAAAGGAUAGACGUACUGAUGAGGUCGAGCCUUCACACCGACAGGCUGCCGGCCAUAUCAGCCAUCGUGGUUCUGAACGACUCGGUUCUGUGGAACGGAAACUUUGGCAAGAAGAACAUCAGUGACCCGUCCUCACCGGAACCUAACGAGUACACCGUGUACAGAAUUGCGAGCCUCUCAAAGAUUUUCCCCACACUGAUGCUGUACAAGCUGUGGGAGGACGGCCUGGUGGGCUCUCUGGACGACCCUCUGGAGAAGUACGCCGAUAACUUCACCAUAAAGGACCCGCUGUGGAGGACUGGGGGCCCAGCAGGGUCCCCAGCCAGGACCCUCGGCAGCCGGGCCCCGGCCCUCACGCUGCGCAGGAUGGCCAGCCAGCUCUCUGGGUUACCCAGAAGAUUAAGGUCCACUAAUCUCCUCUGGAGUGGAGACACAGAAGCAGCCCUUCAUUUGUUAAAGGACGAUGUCCUGGUGGCAGAUCCCGGCAGCAAAUGCCACUACAGCAAUGUUGCUUUUUCCUUAUUGGCCAACAUUUUGGCCCAGAAGGUGACAGGCUCAGACUUUGAGAGUUGGGUAUCUGAGAACAUCCUGGAGCGGCUCAGCAUGGAGGACACGGGUUUCAACAUUAGUCCGGCCGUUCGGAGGCGGAUGGCGGUGGGCGUGUACAGCAACGGCCAGCCGGCUCCGCUCUACGACCUGGGCUGGUACAGACCUGCAGGCCAGAUGUACUCCACAGCAGCUGACAUGGCCAAGCUCAUGAUGACUCUUCUGGGAGCGUACGGUGGGACCCUGCUCCGCCAGGACACCCUGAACACCAUGCUGACCCCGGUGUUACGCUGCCACAGCGGCUACUUUGCCAACUCCACCGGGACGCCGUGGGAGGUCAACGAGCAGGACGGCUACGACGUGGUGAGGAAGGACGGAGACCUGGACGGGUACGCGGCCACCCUCUCCCUGGUGCCUCGACUCAAACUGGGCCUGGUGGUCCUGAUGGCGGGGGUCCGGCCUACAGAUCGGGACCUUGUGCGGCAGGCCUACAGCUAUCUCAUCCCUGCACUGAAGAGAGCGUUCAGGGAAGCUCAACGAACUCUCAGACCGCCGCCGAGCCCAGCUCCAUAUGUUGGCUUCUUCACCUACAGGAAUAUGACUUUCUAUGAGAUCAAGGUGGACUCAGAUGGGGUUCUGGUCAUGCAGCAGUUUGGACCACAGGUGGACGCGACUGUGCCGUCCAAAUACCGAACUAUCCGGCUGGAUUACCUGCAGGACAGAGUGUUCCGGGUGGUGUUUGAGAGCCCGUACCCUUGCAAGCUGAAGGUGAACAGUGCUUCUGUCUCCCUGGAGGCACAAGACAGACAGCUCUUCAACUUUUACCUCUUCAACAAGAAAGGUGUUUCUCCAGGGUUUGAUUCUCCAGGACUCAACACUUACAGGGUGACCAGGAUAGCUGGCAGGCCGUACUUCACUGUAUAAAGGAGCAUUCAACUCAGGUAGAACUGAUGCAGUAGCAAAAAUAUGGCAGUUUUCAUAUGACACUGUCCUGCUGCAGUGGACGUGAUUCAUUCAGUAUUCUAAUAUUAUUUAUUUAAUACUCUGUUUAUAAUAUCAAUUAUAUCAUUUCGUUUUCCUUGAACUAGCACAAGCAAAGCAAAACUGGUGACAUUAGACAUGUUCGCUUACCACAAUGUUGCAGUUUUCCUCUUUAACCUUUAAGUGCCUACAGUGUGACCCAGAAAGAGAAAGAAGUGGUCACGAAAUGUCAAGUGGUCACGU
Molecule: messenger RNA, 1977 nt
Organism: Centropristis striata (black sea bass)
Lineage: Eukaryota; Metazoa; Chordata; Actinopteri; Perciformes; Serranidae
Gene: lactbl1a
Product: lactamase, beta-like 1a
Exons: 6
Coding region: 4-1677 (557 amino acids)
Source: RefSeq, a predicted model, not a curated record